AUGGCCCCUGUAAAACGCUCACAGGUAGAGAAAGCACGGCAGUUUCUUGCUGGCGGUGCAGUCUUUCGCGAAGACUCGGAUGACGAGCUGGGUUACGAAGACCAUCCGUGGGAGUGGAUUUACGACAAUAAUAGGGGCGACGAUGCGCUGCCCGACCAGAAUGCAACCCCAAGAAAGAGAAAGGUCGCACCCACAUCACUUCAGAAUCGCAUAGUAGGUGCACGCAUGGGCAACUUCAAAUGCAAAGUGGGUGAUGCCGUACUACUCAAGGCAGAAGGCAAUCAGGCAUGGGUCGGUAUCAUCUGCGACUUCCACGAGGAUGCCGAUGACGACGAGAAGAUGGCCAAGUUUCUUUGGUUCUCUUCCGAGAAGGAAAUUCGCAGCCAGAACAAGAAGCGCACCGACUUCCUGCCAAACGAGCUAUACAUAUGCGCGUCCUUUGACGAGAACCCGCUCGCCUCGAUCAAUGGCACGGCGAAGGUACUCUCUUUGGAACGCUUCCAGGAGCUAUACCCCGCGGGCGUUAAGAAGUCGUCAAAGGACUAUGGCAAAGUCUUCGUUUGCAGGAGAGGCUGCAACACGCGUACAACCACCUAUACCCCUGAAUUCAAAUGGGAAGACGUGUACAAGGGUGCAGAAGAUAUUCAAGCUUUGAUCGACCUCGUGGAAAGUCAGACCAAGGCCAGCAGAAAAGGCGCCGGUCGUCCCAAGAAGCAACACAAGCAAGACUUGGACGACUUCGUAAUGCCGGACUCGGACGACGACGGUCUGCCCAAGACCCCGCGGAAGCGCCGGAAGCUCAACGAGGCGACUACGCCGUCUUCGACUAGGAAGAGCCCGGCAACGCGCAAGUUCCUGACACCGACACACAAGAGGAUUGUUGUCAAGAAGCAGUUAGAGUUUACGCCCCUUGGAACACGCGUUCUUGACCCUGUGGCACUCAACUCACCCUUCCAGCUUGCACGGAAUCAACUCCAUGUCUCCUCGGUACCGGCCGCCCUCCCUUGCCGCGAAGAGGAAUUCUCGACCGUCUACAGCCACUUAGAGGCUGCCAUCACAGAUGGCUCAGGGUCCUGCAUCUACAUCUCAGGCACACCGGGCACCGGGAAGACUGCCACCGUGCGGGAAGUAGUCGCACAACUACAAGCCUCGGUACAAGCUGAAGAGCUUGAUGAUUUCAUCUUUGUUGAGAUCAAUGGCAUGAAGGUCACAGACCCUCACCAAUCAUACUCGUUACUAUGGCAAGCACUCCACGGAGAUCGUGUGAGUCCAUCACAUGCGCUGGAGCUGUUGGAACGCGAGUUCUCUACCCCCAGCCCGCGAAGGGUGCCCUGUGUGGUCCUUAUGGACGAGCUUGACCAGCUUGUUACUAAGAAUCAAUCCGUCAUGUACAACUUUUUCAAUUGGCCGGGGCUACGGCACAGCAGGCUAAUCGUUCUCGCUGUCGCGAAUACUAUGGACCUGCCUGAAAGAACGUUGAGCAAUAAAAUCAGCAGUCGCCUAGGCUACACUCAUGACCAACUGAUGCAGAUUAUCCAGUCCCGUCUAGAAGGCGUUCCUGGCCACAUAGUGCAUCCUGACGCUGUGCAGUUUGCGGCUCGCAAAGUGGCUGCAGUUAGCGGCGAUGCCCGACGCGCGUUGGACAUUUGCAGACGGGCAGUGGAAAUUGCCGAGAGUGAAUCGACAGCUCAGUGUCGGGACGAUGAGGCACAACCAACAACUCCGAGUAGGACCGGUCGGGGUAGCAAAGCGAACCUACCCCAAGGCUCUCGGUCAAUUAAAGGUACCGGAGAAUUGGUCGGUCGGUCCAAAGAACAGGGGGUCUCCUCUGCGGGGCGGAAGGGUGUUGUCACUAUGGCGACGAUCAAACAGGCAAUUAACGAAGCGACCAGCAGUCCCCUGCAGCAAGCACUGCGGGCUCUACCGUUGGUAUCUAAGGUGUUCCUUGCUGCACUCUUGGCACGGAUCCGUAGGUCAGGAAUUGGGGAAGCUAUCCUGGGAGAUGUUGUCGAUGAAGUCAAACGACUUGGACUCAUGAGUCAGCUACAGCCAGUUCAUGGAUACAUUCUCGCUGUGCAAACAAAUGAGACAGUCGAGGGAAUUGGCAGCGCGGUGACGCAGCCAACAACGCCGUCAAAGCACCGAGACACUACUAAUGUUGGCUCGAAACAAUCGGACCUCAAAGCAGCGAGGGCACUGGGUCUCGCUCUUGCAGCCACCGAGCUCGCAGAAGCAGGCAUCAUAGGCGUAGAGGCCCGGCAUGGCGAGCGAGUAGGUCGCGUACGGCUGGGUGUGGGAGAAGACGAAGUCCGGCUUGCGUUAGGAGAUGAUGAGUCUGUCCACGGCCUGGGUUUCGCUGCCUGA
Messenger RNA from Pyrenophora tritici-repentis Pt-1C-BFP, 2364 nucleotides. NCBI's taxonomy places the organism in Eukaryota, Fungi, Ascomycota, Dothideomycetes, Pleosporales, Pleosporaceae. The record is from RefSeq and is a predicted model, not a curated record.